UGAGCAGCACUAGCAGCUGAGAUGUCUGGUAAAGCCUAAAGCACGGCCUCUCCUGGUUCACAGCCGGAGUGUGAAAUGAAGCAGCGGCCCAUGUGACUUCUGACGUUUCAGUCGAGUCCUGCUAAAAAGAAUUUGAGGGAAUGAUCUGCUGCUCACCAAGGGGAUCCACGGAGGCUUCCUGACGUCCGCUUUAAGGAAGUCCGAAAAGUUAGCCUGCUUACCGACUGACUGGUUUGUUUGUUUGUUUUUUCUCACCAGUAGCAGACUGACUCGUGAUGUCUGGAGAACAGGGGGGCCAAGAGGCUAUGAACGUAUACUCUGUAACCCUCAGCGGCCCAGCGCCUUGGGGCUUCAGGCUGCAGGGUGGCAAGGACUUCAGCAUGCCCCUCACCGUAUCAAGGCUGACCCCGGGCGGGAAGGCAGCUCAGGCCGGCGUAGGGGUAGGAGACUGGGUGGUGUCCAUCGAUAACUUCAAUGCAGAGGACAUGACCCAUGUUGAAGCACAAAACAAGAUCAGAGGAGCAACAGACUCCCUCACCCUCACCCUCAGCAAAGCUUUCAAAGCAGGUAGUGACCAGAAGGACUCUCUUGCUUCGACUUCUGUUCAGCCAAAGUACUCCUUUGCCCCCAGCACAACUAUUAACAAGAUGGCGAGGCCAUUUACAGCAGGUGGUGGUAGUGCAAACUCAGGACCUGCUAUUAAACCCGUGGCCUACUCCCCUAAACUUAACACAGCACCCUCACAGGGCCGUGCCAGCAUGCAGCAGCCACAGAACGGGCACGGCCUCAGGGUGGAGAACAUGCCCUGUUUUAUCCCCAAUGACCGCAGCAAGAAGAGGCUGAUCCAGGACACUGAGGACUGGCAGCCCCGCACCGGCACCACCCAGUCCCGCUCCUUCCGCAUCCUGGCCCAGAUCACAGGCACCGACUUCAUGCAGGACCCAGAUGAUGAAAACAUGAAGCGGUCCAGCCUUGAGCCAACUCCCUCACCUGCCAAGGCCCAGGCAGCAGAUAAACCAGAUGAAUCCAAGACUGCACCUGCAGCAGCUGGCCGUUCAGGUCCUUCCAGUCGACCACCGUGGGUCACUGACGCUAAUUUCGCAGACCGCUUUCGCCCAGACAAGACCAGCACUGUCCUGACCCAGCACCAGCAACCGGUCCAGCCGACACCUAUGCAGAACCGCAGCUCUAUCCUGCAGGCAGCGCAGCAGGCACCCGAAGACAGCGGGAGAACCCCGCUAUGUGGCGCAUGUAACAAAAUCAUAAGGGGUCGGUACCUGGUGGCGCUGGGACGUUCUUGGCACCCGGAGGAGUUCACAUGUUCACAGUGUAAGGCAGUCCUGGAAGAGGGGGGCUUCUUCGAGGAGAGGGGGUCGGUCUACUGUACCAAGUGCCAUGAUAAUCGAUAUGCUCCUAACUGCGCCAAGUGCAAAAAGAAGAUCACAGGGGAAAUCAUGCAUGCCCUGAAGAUGACCUACCAUGUACAGUGUUUCAAGUGUGCAGCCUGCAAGACUCCCAUCAGGAACCAAGCCUUUUACAUGGAGGAGGGCGAACCCUACUGUGAGAAAGACUAUGAGAAGAUGUUUGGCACCAAAUGCCAUGGCUGUGACUUUAAGAUUGAUGCCGGGGAUCGGUUUCUGGAGGCCUUGGGCUACAGCUGGCAUGACACGUGCUUCGUCUGUGCUCUCUGCCAAAUCAACCUGGAGGGGAAGACGUUCUACUCGAAGAAGGAUAAGCCCCUGUGCAAAGGCCAUGCCUUUGCUCCAGUGUGAGAGAGCGAGCUUCAUCUUCAGAGGAAGGAAUGCAUCUCACUCUCUCCCCCUCCUCUUUUACCCACUCCCCCCUCCGGCCCACUCAAACACACUCUACAUCUCUUCUUUGCCAACCACACACAUAGUUAACUCUUUUUUUGUUUUUUUGUUUCUAUAUUUGAGGCUCAAUGUUAGCUUCAUGUACUGUUUCUUCAAUUCAGAUGUUACUGCCUGUAAUAAUAAUGCUGUAUUUUAUAACUGGAGGUAGUCAAUGAAUUACUUCACGUCGUCACUAACCUGUUGACUUUAAGUAAUUUUUAGAAUGGAUAUUAAAAAUGCAGCUAGAUUUAAUUGUAGCUGUUAGGGAGAAAUUCUCACAGCUCUACUCAUCUCCUCCUUGUUCAGUCUGAAGUAAGAUCAAGUCAGUAUCUUUCAAGUUGGAGGACCCAUUUAGCCUCUAAUAAUCUCACAUAGUGCAGUAAUGAUAUACCACCGUACUAAGUGUGCAGAAGUGGUGGCCCCAUUCAGGACCCUGGUCCACUCACUGUCUCUUACUGCAGUGCCUAUUAACGUAAUGGGGGUCCAGUCAAGCAUAACAGGGGGUGUCCCAUUUCUGCCUGACUAGACUCCUGCACCUCUCUACAGAAGCACUAUCUGCUUUACUUUUCACUGUGGCUCUCUGGAAAAUCAGAGCACAUACUGCAGUUAAUAACUGUAAUUCUGAGUCAUAAUAAUCCUUAAUUGAACCAGUUUUAAUAGUCACACAUGGGUGACAGAGAAAGUGCCAUUAUUUUUAAAAGCUUCACUCUUGCACGGUAAGGAGAUUUGUCAGAGCUUUGACAUGAUCAUUUAUUGGAUAUUUUAAUGUAAGAAAUAAAUACAUAUGGUGAUUUGUCUCAUGUUACUAUGAUGUGAUUGUUUCAUGCUAGGCUUGAAUAUGUAUUUAUAUUGCUUCAGAAUGGGCCUGUCAGUGUUUUUAUAGCUGCUGGAUGUUUCAAAUAAAAAUAAUUAGUAAUGCCACACGCUGGGGAAGAUUACGGGGAUGAAGUGUUUAAGGUGAACCCAUCUGUAAGAUUUGACUGAUAUUUUGGCUCUUUGCUUUCCCCAACAACAGGACAAUGAACUUUCUGAUGCUUUUUUCCCUUGGUUCACUCAUUAAAAAAUUUAAACUUUA
Messenger RNA from Micropterus salmoides (largemouth bass), 2925 nucleotides. It is a transcript of the gene pdlim7, whose product is annotated as PDZ and LIM domain 7. Gene Ontology annotation, biological process: muscle structure development; heart development; actin cytoskeleton organization. The record is from RefSeq and is a predicted model, not a curated record. Gene Ontology annotation, cellular component: filamentous actin; Z disc; stress fiber. Gene Ontology annotation, molecular function: actin binding; muscle alpha-actinin binding. Lineage: Eukaryota; Metazoa; Chordata; Actinopteri; Centrarchiformes; Centrarchidae. Bases 276 to 1772 code for a protein of 498 amino acids. The transcript has 13 exons.